Triticum aestivum (bread wheat) is the source of this 2220-nucleotide messenger RNA. RefSeq lists its product as uncharacterized. Lineage: Eukaryota; Viridiplantae; Streptophyta; Magnoliopsida; Poales; Poaceae. The coding region runs from base 1183 to 1800 and encodes 205 amino acids. The transcript is spliced from 11 exons. The record is from RefSeq and is a predicted model, not a curated record.
AGUGGUUUUGCAGGUCUUUUUGCUUGACAACCUCGACCUUGGCAUUUUCAAUAAGUCACACAGUGUGCUCCCUAGGAUAUCAGAAUUUCAUCCCGAGUCCUUCCAUCGAAUGCUUGCCAUGGCUGCUGACCCGGUUAAAGGAACUACCUCCUACGCGCAUGCCAAUCUGAGAGACGCUUCGACAGUAUGGUACACACGCCACAAGUUUCCGCCAUCAGCUCCGCCGUUUGCAACGACCAACAAGCUUACUAGGCGUUCCAGCAUGCCGAUGGCAGGACACCCCCCAAACACAACUCCUGUAAUGCAUGGGCAAACCGAGGUUUUAACACCUACCGGUCCCGCUCCCGGGCCACUUCAUUUUGCAAAGUAUCUACGGGACAAGUAUCCUCAUCUAGUAGCUGACGAGAUCACGAUGAUUUUAAAACAGCACAACGCGAGAGGCAUUAUGCAUUUGACCCAAGCCACCAACAAAAUCCAGCAGGCCCUAUUGGAAGCAAAGAAUGGGCUUCAAAUGGACUUCUACACGUUCUCAGACAAAGUAAUAAAAUCAGUCACAAAUCGUUGUGUGUGCUGUCGCGCUCGGGGUUUCACUGAGUGUCCAGAUCAGCCCUCCCUGCCACCUCCAAGUCUGUACGCUUUAGGACGCCUGUAGCAGGAAAAAUACAGGGACAAAGACCUGAGCUAUCUGAUUGCGAAGCUACGUCGCCUCUGCCACCAGCCGGUAUGCGCAAGCGCGCCAUGGAUGCGCAGGAUUCUACAUCAAAUAGCAAGAAAUCCUCCUCGCGAGCAUCUUCCAAUGCGCUCAAUUACUUCAAGUCCACUUUAAUGUCCAUCGCUCAAAUGUACGCAGACCUUCCAGUCAACACUCCAUUUACUGUCUUUGGACAGUGCUGCACCAAUCUACACAAGCGGAAAUACAUAUUCCAGCAUGGAUUUGCAACCGAUCCAUGGGUGAAUGGUGUUGUGCCACAUCCGCCACACAUGCCAACAACCGACCUUAUUGUUGCCCACUUCACACAGCUGCCAACGCAAGACCUACAGAGUCCACGACUGAUCUGCGUUACCGGUAUGGCGUUGCGCGAGCAGCUUGUCGGGAUGCAGCACCUUCACCACGAGCUUGUUUCUAUAAUCAUGAGGAGGUAUUCCCAGUUCGACUAGGAAGCGAAUUCAAAGUGUCCAUACAUGAACUGGAGGCACAAUAUGGAACCUGAAUUUGCGACCAUUGUCCUUGCGGACCAUGAAUAUUUGACGAACAUCUCGAUCCAGAAGCAGCUGGUUGGCAACGAGAUCCCAUAUGACAUAACCUCUUGCCAGAUGUUCUUCUUGCCAAUACCAUCAGAGGAUGGAUGGAUAAUACUGAUGUGGGACAUGUUGUCAAGGAAGCUCCACGUGCUUGACCCUCUCACCAGAGGAGGAGGUCCGAGCGACGCAACAAAAGACAAGCACGAACUCAUAGCUUGGAAGCUUCAUCACGCUCUUUUCCAAUGCUUGAACGAGUACUACGCUGGCUGGCCCACGCAAGACGGCCAGUGGGCGACCAAAUACCCCGUUGUAGCUGAGGACAAUUUCGAUACACAAGAAACUGGCGCGUGCGUGCUCCACAUCGCCCGACACUACGACGGCCAGAAGCUGAAGAUCCCUCUAACCAAGACUGCAAUGGCAGGUCUACAACAAGGGAACACGACUAUGGAAAUCAUGGCCAAUCACUAUGCUGAAGGAACUUUCCCCACCAACAAACGACAUCCUCAUUAUCAGGAUCCCACCAGGCUCGCCCACCACCCCAUGCCACACAUCAUCUAAUGGGUUGAACUCAUCAUAAGACUUGGUCUGCACACGUGAAGCAACAAAAUUUUUAUGUGUUAGUUCACAUUUUCCAUGGACAGAAAUUACGUUAAUUUUUUACCUGGUCUUACACUAAAAACAGAGGGGUAUUCCCUUGUGAGAUAUAUCAGCCUCCUGCAUAUCUCCCCGGUGUAAACGCUGAUGUGGGGGACAGUGUGCGGCUCCACAUUAUCUGCACCGAAGUUCAUCCAGUCGAAGAACCACGGCUGCAAGUGUUCAAUCAAGAAAACAAGGAAGUGGACGAACGUGUCAGAGAUUCAGUUUUCUUUUUCAUUUUCACUUUGAUGAUGCAAUGCAUACAUGUUGUAAAUUACUAUCUCGAGCGCACUUACAAUGAGUGCCAAAUGGCUACCGCCAACAAUCAGAGUUCUCACCCCA